Messenger RNA from Neltuma alba, 1120 nucleotides. RefSeq lists its product as uncharacterized. The record is from RefSeq and is a predicted model, not a curated record. The transcript has 3 exons. Bases 201 to 656 code for a protein of 151 amino acids. NCBI's taxonomy places the organism in Eukaryota, Viridiplantae, Streptophyta, Magnoliopsida, Fabales, Fabaceae.
CAUAAAUCUCACUCAGCAAGCCUAACUCCUUACGCCAAUUCCAGUAAACAAACCAUCUCGGUCUUCCCCGCCUCGCCCUCUCUUUCUCUCUCUCUCUCUCUGGGUUUCAGAGAAGCCAAAAACUAAUCUUCAGGGUAACAGCAAAAGGAUCAAAAAGACGACCGCUUUUUUUGUGGGUAUUGGAUUUUGAGUUCGAAACAAUGGUGGGUAUAUUCUCAAGGUUCUCUAUCGGAAGAAGUGUUCAUCGACGCACGCAAAGCGCCCUCGAUCAGAGGGAAAUGUUACCUCCAAUUUCAGAGGUUGCCAUUUCAACAGGUUCCGUCACUGCAGCCUCUCAUGGGAUUGAAGGAGCGGUAGAGUUCAAGCCUGUUGAACACCCAGUUGAACCUUUUGACAAUGAUAGACCAAUUCAUUGCCCAUUGCCAGAACCUUCAAUUCUUCAUGAUGGAAGAAUAUGGAAAGAGAGAGCAUCAGCAACGUCCAUGAGGAGAAGAGCUGACUUGCCAGUUAUGAAGGAGGGGGUAACCCUAGAAUCUGAUAUUGCAGGGACAAAGUUACGGACAUCCCAACCAAAACGAAUGAUUCUACCAUCUAUGAGUGCCCCUGAACAUGACAUUCUAAAACUUCUUGAAGAGUGUGAUGCUUCAGGGAUCUAGCCUGGUACUAUUUCUGUUAUGACCUGUUUUGAAGUUCAGCCAAGAUGAAUACCCGUAGAGAAACAUGGAGCUCUGAGGGCCAUGAUCAGAACUUUUUACUUGCAAGUAUUGUAAAUAGGAUUGAUCCAACUUCUAUUUGCACUUCUUGCAGUAUCUAUAUUCUUGAUGCAUAAAACAAAGUCUAGUGACUCUAAUCAAGAUUUAAAUUUAUCAAAUGUUUUGAGCCAUCAUGCAUGUUAGUUGUACAUCAGUUGUACCUGUCACUGAGGUAAUAAGAAAACCCUUCUGUGUCAGAAUAAGAGGAAUGAAGAUAUGCUGUGUUAAACAUCAUAUUAUUGUCUAUAUUCAAGCAGCACUUGUUCAUUCUUCCCCUUAUUCCCAAGUAGAGCCUUUGAAGAGCACUAAAUUCUGGGUUUUUUGCUGAAAAUCUAUUUCAUCAAGUGGCGAUAGUCUUCUUACUGUAA